ACCAGCCAUCCCUGGAAAGCCUAUUCCCUAGGGGAAUCCAUCUCUAUCUUCUGUAGGAGGGGCUUACGUCCACCGAUCGAUAUGGAGGCGCUGCUAUCAGUUGGAGGAUCCAUCGCCUCCGCCGUGCUGGACAACUUGGUNGGCCAGGUGAGCUCCGAUGCCAUCCAGCAGUUCGGGCGGCACUCGGGACUUCAGGAUGAGCUCAGGAGGCUACAGACUACUCUGCUACGGACACGCUUCAUCCUUACCAGAGCGGAGAAGAGGGGCACCAAAGACGUCUACCUUGCCCAGAUCAUCCCGGAACUCAAAGACGCCGCCUACGAUGCCGAAGUCUUGCUGGAUGAAUUCAAAUACCAAGUCCUGCAGCAAAAGGUUCAUGAAAGCCGAAAGAAUCGGGAAGGUAACGUCCUCUCUUCUUCUCUUGCUCUUGCCAGAACUUUGUUCAAUCGUGAUGGUGAUACUGUGGAUAGAGUGAGCGAGGUUAGGGGGAGGUUAGAUAGCAUUGCUGAUGAUAUGGAAAGAGUCAUUAGACUCCUCGAUUUAGAUGAUGAAGGGGGGAAAUAUGAGAGCUCGGUGAGACGUGAGACGAGCUCAUUCUUAACUGAACCCGAAGUGAUUGGUCGAGAAAAAGAAAAAGAAAGGGUGAUUAAACUGCUGUUGAAGUCGAGUGAUGCAACCGAACUCAGCGAUGAUCUUGUCCGUGUUGGUUCGAAGAGACUAAAGAAAGAUGGUAUUUCUGUUUUGCCAGUGGUCGGUAUGGGAGGGAUCGGAAAAACUACUCUUGCUCAGCUCAUUUACAAUGAUCCGAAGGUGCAUGGUCAUUUUGAUUCCAAGAUUUGGGUUUGCGUGUCUGAUAAUUAUGAUGUGAAAAGGCUAACUAAAGAGAUAAUAAAGUCUGUUAACAGGGAUAUACUGUGUGAUGACCAAAAUUUGAAUUGUCUUCAAGAGAUCCUCAAGGAGAACAUAAUGUCAAAGAGAUUCCUGCUCAUCCUUGAUGACAUUUGGAACGAUGACAGCAACAAAUGGGAUUGCCUCUGUGCGCCAUUAAGGUCCGGGCUGGAGGGAAGUAAGAUCUUGGUAACAACUAGAUCUCACAAGGUUGCAGAGAUGACGGGCACAUUGGAGGCGGUCUUCUUAGAGGGUUUAGCAAAUGAUCCCUGUUGGGAAUUUUUCAGUAGACAUGCAUUUGGUUCUCACAACCCCAAAGAACAUCCUGAGUUGGAAGCUAUUGGCAAGAAGAUCGCUGACAGGCUGAAGGGAUCGCCACUUGCAGCAAAGACGUUAGGAGACCUGUUGAAUUUGGACUUGGAUGAGAGGCACUGAAGAACCAUCAUGAACAGUGAGAUAUGGGAACUA
Molecule: messenger RNA, 1356 nt
Organism: Elaeis guineensis (African oil palm)
Lineage: Eukaryota; Viridiplantae; Streptophyta; Magnoliopsida; Arecales; Arecaceae
Source: RefSeq, a predicted model, not a curated record